AUGUCAUCACGUUCCCAUGAGCAAGCACUGGCCGCCCUCCUAUCCCAACUUGCUCUGUCCUUCGACGGAGCAAUUCUCGGGGCGGCUCUUGCCUAUGCCGCCGUACGUUCAAUUCUCAAUUACGCAGCGAACUCCAAAUCCCUAGCCAAAAUCCGCAAGUCACCCACUGUCUCCGUCUCCGACCUCCGCUCCCUCCUUCAAAAUCACGAUCAAGAUCACCAGGACCAGGAGCAUAACAUCGUAAUUGUCAGAGGACACGUUGAGGCUAAAUCAGCCGUUGAUGGGACCUGGAAGAAGAGCUCGAGACCUCCUAAUGUUUUGCUUUCUCACGAGUCUGCUGAUAAAGCUGUUAUUCUACAAAGAACUCAAACUUGUAUAUACAAUGAGUGGAAGGGCUUUUUAGGAUGGACUUCCGAGUUACGAGCUCUCUUUGGCAGAUCUUUGAAAGAACAAGAAACAACCUUGUUAAGAACGGUUCCUUUUAUACUUGUUGAAGGUGGUCAAUGGCCACAAUCUGAUUAUGUUAUCGUGAACAUGGACGGAUCGAGACACCCCCUACCUCUUACCACAGUUUAUCAUCAGUUGCAACCCAUUGUUGCUUCUCGUUAUACAUUCAUUCAGGCCCUUUUCGGUCAUGAAUACCCUGUUGGGGUGCUUCACGAGGAGAAAAUCCUGCCAUUAGGGAAGUGUAUCAGCGCUGUUGGCUUUUGCAAUUCUAAAAAUGGAAUUCCUGAGAUAAAAUCUUGCAAGGAUCUUCCCUAUUUUCUGGCUGACAUGACCAAAGAUCAAAUGGUGGCAGAUCUUGCCUUCAAGGCGAAAAUACUGCUAUGGAGUGGUAUUGUUCUUGGUUCACUUUCAAUUGGGGUCCUUGGCUUUGCUGUUAUGAGGAACUGGAAUAAAUGGAAAGCGUGGAGGCAAAGACACUCUCAGCAGCCAAGCCGUGUCAGUGGCGGAGAUGUCUCUCAGAUUGAUGAAGAUGAGGAAGCAGGAGACGUGCCUGAUGGACAGUUGUGUGUGAUCUGCUUGAUGAGGAGAAGGCGAUCUGCAUUCAUUCCAUGUGGGCAUCUUGCAUGUUGUCAUAGCUGUGCCAUAUCAGUUGAAAGUGAGGUAUCACCUAAAUGCCCUCUCUGUAGGCAGGCAAUCCGAAAUUCUAUCAGGAUUUUUGAAUCUUGA
Molecule: messenger RNA, 1173 nt
Organism: Dovyalis caffra
Lineage: Eukaryota; Viridiplantae; Streptophyta; Magnoliopsida; Malpighiales; Salicaceae
Source: the annotation of a GenBank genome assembly